ACCUUACCCAUCGCGAUCGGCCCCAUUCCUUUCUUCUUCUCUCUUCCUCCUCGACGAAGGGAAAAAGGUGUCGUUCUGAGAGAAAGGAAUCCUUACGUUCCGAUCCGAUUCCUCGGAGCAAAUCAAUCCCCCCUCUUCAGGUAAAGGAGUCGAUCUCUGCUGCUCCAUCUUCUUCCUCAUCGAUCUAUUUCUUGCGGCGAGAAGGUGGGGCAUCGUUGAAUCCUUCCAUUUUGCCGCGAUUCCUUGACGCCCUAGAUAGGCGGGGAAGGUUCGAUUGCAAGGGUGGGCUUUGAUCGAAGAAAAUGAGCCUUCCUGCCUGAAAAGGGGACAAAAGAUCUCGCCUUGUUUCCUCUUCCUUUUGUCUCUUAGUGGCAAAAGAGGGCUUCUUGCUGUUACCCCAUUCAGAGGAAAGAAGAUGUCGGCCGCUGCCAGUGUCGUCCUCAGCCCCAUCAGGGAAGACUCGGCCCUCUCCCCGGUCCGCUUCGAUGGAGCUCUGUCUUCCCAUUGCCCGCCGGAAUCCAUCCUGAUCUACCUCGCCUUGCCUGGGUCCCCGGUUACCCCAUUGCGGGUGUCGGAGUCCGACUCCAUCGCCUCCGUGAAGCUCAGGAUACAGAUCCAUAAGGGUUUCAUGGUGAGUAAGCAGAAGCUGGUGUUCGAUGGCCGGGAGUUGGCCCGUAACAGUAGCCUUGUCAGGGAGUACGGGGUUACUGAUGGGAAAGUCCUGCACCUGGUCAUCCGGCUCUCCGACAUUCGCUCCAUCACCGUCAAAACCGCCUGCGGGAAGAAGUACGAGUUCCAAGUCGAGCGGAGCCGGAACAUUGGGUACAUCAAGCAGCAGCUCACGAAAAGGGGCGAGAACUUCCGUGAUCUCGAGGAUCGUAAACUCAUAUGUGAUGGGGAAGAGCUCGAUGACCAGCAGGUGAUCAAUGAUAUCUGCAAGGACAACGAUGCUGUGCUCCAUUUUCUGAUCGGCAAUUCGGCGAAAGUUAGGCCAAAACCUGUAGGGAAGGACUUCGAACUGUCAAUAAUUGCUGCAGUUGCAAAGGAGGAGAUAGAAGCACCAGAUAGAGAUGCCCUAAUUGAGCCAGUUAUCGUUAACCCAAAGGUUAACUUGUCCCCAUUGAUCAUGAACAUGAUCCAGUCUGUAUCUUCUGGCUUGGAGAGGGGAAAUCCACCGGUCAUGUCCUCAGAAGGCUCAGGUGGAGCAUACUUCAUGCAGGAUGUCGAAGGCCACAAGUAUGUUGCUGUGUUCAAGCCAAUUGACGAGGAGCCAAUGGCUGAAAACAACCCUCGCGGGCUUCCCUUGUCAAAAGAUGGUGAAGGGCUGAAGAAGGGAACAAGGGUUGGAGAGGGUGCAUUCAGGGAGGUUGCAGCCUACAUCCUUGAUCACCCAGUCGGUGGCCGCCGCUUAUCCGAUGAAAUUGGGUUUGCAGGUGUUCCUCCGACGGCCAUGGUGCGGUGCUCGAAUGGAGGAUUUCAUCAUCCUGAAGGAAGUGGACGUAUGGUGAAGAAUUGCAAGAUUGGAUCAUUGCAGAUGUUUGUAAAGAACUAUGGGAGCUGCGAGGAUAUGGGGCCUCGAGCAUUACCAGUGGAGGAAGUUCACAAGAUCUGUGUUUUGGAUAUAAGACUGGCUAAUGCUGACCGCCAUGCUGGGAAUAUAUUGAUCUGCAAGGAGGCAGGGCAGACUCUGCUGGUUCCAAUUGAUCAUGGAUAUUGCUUGCCUGAAAAUUUUGAAGAUUGUACCUUUGAGUGGCUCUAUUGGCCCCAAGCCCGGCAGCCUUUCAAAGAUGAGGUUAUAGACUACAUAAAAUCAUUAGACGCCGAGGAAGAUAUUGCGCUCCUCAAGUUCCAUGGUUGGGAGCUGUCACCGGAGUGUGCUCGCACUCUUCACGUUUCAACCAUGCUUCUGAAGAAGGGAGUCGAAAGAGGUCUCACUCCCUAUGACAUCGGAAGCAUCAUGUGCAGGGAGACGCUCAGGAAGGAAUCGAAGAUCGAGGAGAUACUCCGUGAAGCUAACGAAACCAUUCUCCCUGGCACUAGCGAGACUGCUUUCCUGGAAUCUGUUUCAGAAAUCAUGGAUCAUCACCUCGACAAACCAACUCUUCCCAUAGACCGGCUUCUGAUGGUUCCAAAUCUGUAAGAAAUGUAUUUUUACCCGGUGGAUGAACUGCAGAGUUAUCAUCUUUGUUUGUUCUGUUAAUAUGUCAUUUAUUCCUCCUCAUUUUGGUAUUCGCCUUGUAUCUGGUUUUAUUAUUUGUUAAUAUGAAUCGAGACAAAAAAAAAAAUCGUUCUAAAAUGAA
This is a messenger RNA of Musa acuminata AAA Group (dessert banana), 2300 nucleotides long. RefSeq names its product phosphatidylinositol 4-kinase gamma 4-like. Lineage: Eukaryota; Viridiplantae; Streptophyta; Magnoliopsida; Zingiberales; Musaceae. The record is from RefSeq and is a predicted model, not a curated record. Gene Ontology annotation, molecular function: protein binding. The coding region runs from base 416 to 2140 and encodes 574 amino acids. The transcript has 2 exons.